ACGACUAACUUCAUUGAAGUACAAAAGUCUAGUCCCGACUGUGCCUCACGCCUUCGGUGGUCGGCACAAAACGAACAACGAGCUCACGAGGGCCGGAGAGACGGAGAGAAAUGGCGAGGAAACUCUAUGUUCUUACUGCGCUAUUUCUUCUGAUCUUCUUAUCAUCCUUCGUUCCCUUGUCCAUAGCUUCUCCCAAGAAGAAGGCGCCCCCCUCUGCGGCAAGGAAGGAGGACAUCCAGUACAUCAAGUGCCAAGUUUGUGAGAAGAUCGCUCAACAGAUCUACAACCAGGUUAAGGGAAAGGAAUCCAAGAUCUCGCCGAAGAAGAUAUCCGAAUACGAGGUGAUUGAGAUAGCGGAGAAUGUUUGUAAUCUGAAGAAAGCGGAAGCGGACUGGAUUCUUCAGAUCGACAUCGUGGAGAAAGGGGAUAAAUUAGAGCUUGUGGAGCAGGGAGUAGAAGGGCAAUGUAAUUCUGAGUGCAAAACAAUUGAGCGAGCAUGUCAAGAGAUCUUGGGAUACUCUGAUACGGAUGUUGCUGAGUAUGUAUUUAGUUCCAAGCCUUCUCUUGAUUCACUGGUCAAUUUUCUUUGCAAUGAUCUUUCCAAAGCAUGUGUUGUUAAGGCACCCCCUGUUCCAAAGGCUAGAGUGCCAGGAGAACCAUUUGUUGCGAAGCCCACUAAAGAUGCUGAAAUGGAAAAGAUUUUAAGAUCUAUGGAGGGCAUGCCAGGAGCACCUGGCAUGAAGAUGUAUUCUAGAGAUGAUCUAAUGAACAACAAAUUUGGUGACGAAGAUAAUGAUGAUGAUGAUGAUAGUGAAGACGACUUUGGCAAAAAUUUGAAAAAGGCUCUCAGUCAGAAAACUACUCCAAAGUAUGAUAUCAAGGAGAAGAUACUGCGAGGAAUUAAAGUAACUAGAAACACGAUAAAGGGACAUGUAAACAAGGCCUUGAAGAAAAUUAGAAACUGGUGGAAGAGAAGGAAAGCAGCUUCCAAAUCCUCAAAGUCUAGCAAAAAGGAGCUCUGAGUUCAAAUAAACAGGUUAUCGUGAUCAAUAUGUUAUCCCCUUCAUGAUGAGAUUUCUUAGUUCUCCUUUUUUUUCAACCUUUAACUAACCUAAACAUACGAAGUCGUCGCGGUAAAUUUUUGUUUUUACAUUAUUGUGAAAGAUGGGCAGUACUCUAUAAUUCUGAGCUUUUCCUAUACUUUCCAUUUCUCCUAGAUAUUGCAAGCUAUCUAGUUUGAAGCAUUUGUAGUAGUUAGAUAAAAAGAGUAGGAGCAUUGAGACAUUUCUUACAAUAAAUUCCAUCAGUUAGCCUAUAUGAGACUAGUCUGAAGGUGACUUGAUAGCUGCGUACAUUUUUUCUUAAAAGGGAUUCUCCAACCACUUAAUUCUGCACGUUGUUAGCAUAUCUUAAACUAUUUGUCGUAUAAAGUAACUCUUCUCCUUUUAAAUCUAACAUGUCAAAUGACAAAUGUAUUUAAAUAGGUUGGUUUUAUGGA
Messenger RNA from Dendrobium catenatum, 1498 nucleotides. RefSeq lists its product as uncharacterized. The transcript has 7 exons. Lineage: Eukaryota; Viridiplantae; Streptophyta; Magnoliopsida; Asparagales; Orchidaceae. The record is from RefSeq and is a predicted model, not a curated record. Bases 111 to 1022 code for a protein of 303 amino acids.